Messenger RNA from Mollisia scopiformis, 348 nucleotides. RefSeq lists its product as uncharacterized. The transcript has a single exon. NCBI's taxonomy places the organism in Eukaryota, Fungi, Ascomycota, Leotiomycetes, Helotiales, Mollisiaceae. The coding region runs from base 142 to 306 and encodes 54 amino acids. The record is from RefSeq and is a predicted model, not a curated record.
CGCAAGGCCUUCUUUACGCAUACUAUAAGAGGGGUCCCCAUCUUCUUGAAGAUACACUUGAUUUGUAUGUUAUAAACGCUGUUCUUAGACAGCUUUAAUAUAUAUAGGCAAGAGACGCUCUGUAUAGUACUUUUGGGUCAUAUGGUUGCCUGCAACCUUUUUCUCUACUUUGUGAGGUUUAGUAGCCUCCUAUUCUUCCACUCUAGCUUUAUAUUCCUCUUGAGACUCUGUUGUUGGGCGACGACGAGGUUUUGGAGGCAUAGGAGGGUAUUCUAUAGUGUCUUCUUUGUUAUUGUAGAACUCUAGCUUUUCUGAUUUCCCCCACCAAUUGAUCCAAGCAGUAAUAUG